Molecule: messenger RNA, 2366 nt
Organism: Caenorhabditis sp. 36 PRJEB53466
Lineage: Eukaryota; Metazoa; Nematoda; Chromadorea; Rhabditida; Rhabditidae
Source: the annotation of a GenBank genome assembly
AUGUCGUUCACAAAGGUCAAAGAGCCCGAGGAAUGCCCAAUAACGAAAAGGAUCAAUUGGCCAGUGUCGUUCGGCGGAACGAUUCACUUUAAGACGUCAAAGCAUCAUCUGAUUGACCUGGAAUGCAACACCGACGUUUGCGUCAAUUACCGAGACCACACUUCAAACGGUACCAGAGAUCAGAAACUGGCGAUGGUAACGAAUGAUAUCCUCAUGUUGGAUAAUAGAAGCGGUGUGGAUCGAAGAGAACUUCACGAACAGGUGAGUCUCCCCAGUUUCUCUCUCUCUCUCUCUCUCUCUCUUUCUCUCUUUCUCUCUCUCUCUCUCUCACUCACUCUCUUCCACUGACACUUCUCCGUCCAGAUCACCGACGAUCAAAAUAAGUACCUGCUGGAUGGAUGGGAGCAGAAAAGAAUGAAACUCUCCGCGAUGAUCAACUCGAUCAUCAUCGACGAACUAGGGGAUCUCGGCCCGGACGGAAGAGUUACGAUGGCAAAAAUGGACGCGUAUUGUCUGGCAGCAGUCUACGUUGAGCUCUGGGGGUGGGUCAACAAAGUGAUCAUCAAGGAGCAUUUCAAGUACAACUGCUACCUGCCAGUCUCACUCAUGACGGCGUUCGAGCGAGUUUACGACAUGAUCAAGAAGUGUCUGAAAACUGGCGAUGUCACGAUGGCAAACUCGCUCCGCGUCAUGAGACUCCGGGAUAAGGUGCUCAAGUGUGUGCAACACUUGUACCGCGUCUUCAUUCCACUUCAAGACGGCACUGAAAUCUACCUACCGGUGGACCUUUCGAGUUGUCAAUACAACCCGCACGAUUACGAGUGGAUCGCCUCUAACACCUAUGCGAAGUAAAUUUGUUGUGUUCGAGUAUUAGCACAAAUUAUACACGUUUUCAGUGUGAACAAAACUCCGGUUCCGUGGGUCAGCGCAGCCAACCAAUCUCUCAUUGACAUCGAGCGCUUCCGACUGGCGUACUCCACAGAGACUGCGAUCUCGCCGACUAUCUUCUGCAACAUGCAGAGUUAUGACCCCGCUCAGAGUAGUUGGGACAAAUUCAAGGAUAUGAAGAUUCACGCGAAUUGGGCGAUCGACAAACUAACACAGAUCUACAAAAUGCAGCCUACUCCUCCUCCGAUCCUCGCCGAAGCCUACGUCAAGCACAAAUUUCGCUUCCUUCAAGAGGAAUUGUAUGUCAUGAAAUCGCGCCUUUUUGCCAUAAAUUUGAGAGACAACACGUUCAACAGGGACAUGUUGGCCAAAGUCUUGCUAUACACUACUAUCGAGACUCAGAUGCUUCUCCUCCAUGCUGCCUUUGUCAAUUAUGCUGAUUACAACGAAGGCUUUGUCGGAGGUGCACCACCACUUGACGUAAGUGACGAUUCAAGAAACUGUUUAUAAAUCGUUGAAUAUUUCAGUUCGUUUUUCUGGUUCACUCGUUGGAAAACAAGUGGUUUUCGCAGAUCUCGGAAUGCUUCCAAUUGAAUAGUCCGAUUGUCCGGGACUUGGAGAAGAUAAGAGACUGUACAGCGGAGGCGAUCAAAGAGUACUAUCAGAAAAAAGAAAAAGAUAUUGAACGUAUGGUCCAAACUCCAAUGGACAAAUCUGUCCAAAAUGAUAUGCUUCCUGCUGUGCCAGCUCACAUAUCUUACUGUCUUCCCGCCGAUAGGAUCCGUUUGCUAAAGCUGGAGAAGUUCCAAAUUGUGAAAGUGACGGAGAAACGCCGACUGACCGAAGCUGUACUCAAUCUGCGCGUGAAUUAGUAGGAUUUUUUCUGGAUCUUGCUCAUCUUAUCGUAACCUCAUUUCAGUCAUGCUCUCACCGAUGACGAUUUCGACGAGAGACCGCUUCGUAAGGCAAAAUUCCGAAAAUCGUUCUUCGACGACGUGGCAAAGGCUCGAUUGGAUGAACAGAGUACCCACAAUGUCCACAAUGCCGAGGCCAGAUGCAAACCGUCGAUCCGCAAAACCAUCAAAAAGGAAUUCAAUGCUAUUCUGGGCUCCACGUACAGCUACAUCAACCAUCCAGAGCUCAAACUUGCACUGGAAUGGUGUUUCGUGCGCGUGUUUGUCGACAACUACUGUCUCCAGAAGUUUGAUGGCAACGAUUCCACCGAUUGCGCUCUGAUCAGAGAGAUCGCAGUCGCCGUUAUGACAGAGAUUAGCAAGGAUCUAAAGGUGGAGAAGAAGAAGGUGCACGGAUACAAGAACAUUCUAUUCCGUGCUCUUUCGCUUAAUGUGAUGCCGACCGACCCAAACUGCACUGUCACUGCCACCGGUGUACCGCUGAUCACUAUGAAUAUUCUCAUCUCGCAAUUCAUGAAUCUUCUACUUCAAGUGGCACCAAUCUCCGUUCUGAAUAAGAAUUAA